Molecule: messenger RNA, 2865 nt
Organism: Lytechinus variegatus (green sea urchin)
Lineage: Eukaryota; Metazoa; Echinodermata; Echinoidea; Temnopleuroida; Toxopneustidae
Product: E3 ubiquitin-protein ligase LRSAM1-like
Exons: 22
Coding region: 377-2668 (763 amino acids)
Molecular function (GO): protein binding
Source: RefSeq, a predicted model, not a curated record
GUAGUAUGUUUAACGAAUAUGAAUCUUUAAAAAAAACGAUACAAUUUUCAGAGUAUUAGAUGGCUGAAUGUGAAGCUGUGAAACUUAAGCCGAGCGUGCACCAGUCGAUCACCAUGGAAUUUUGAGAUCGCGAUACCAGCGAAACCCUUGACCUACUUUAUAAUUCCGUCAAGCGAAUUCGACUUUGGGAUCUUGCCUUCUGUCUGGUCCCCCACUAAUCCCUGAUCCUACCCUUGUAAUUCCAGACCAGCUUUGAUCAUUAAACUUGUUGAUAUCAAGUCGCUUAGGAUAAUCUAAGAAACCCCGCAAGACUUACAGGGAGGAGGAGGAGGAAGAAUCACCAAGGAGGAGUGAGACCCACUCCACACCCACCAAGAUGCCUUUCUUCAAGAAAAAACCUACAGAACCAAAACAAAACAAAGAUGUCUGGGAGGUGGAGGUGAUGAUGCACAAACAGAGUGAUGAAGCUAGAAAGCGAAUGGAGCACUGCCAGUUCUUGGCUCAAGCUUCCCCGGAACCUGACUAUGAUUUAUCAAAAUGUGAACUUACAGAGGUGCCAGCAGGGACAUAUUCUCAGUGCAAGGUGUUUAGAAAAGAGGUUUUGAUCAUGAGUGAUAAUCUACUUUCUUCAUUGAAUGGCGGAGGCAACAUCAAGGAUCUAUCAUUACUCAGGGUUCUUGAUUUGAGGAACAACCGAUUCCCACAGUUACCCGAUGGACUAACUGAGCUAGGACAACUACAAGUCCUGGAUGUCACUGACAAUAAACUCAAACAGCUACCAAAGAAUAUUGGCAAGCUACAGGCGCUACAGACACUUAACGCAAGAGGUAAUUCUUUGAAGGAGCUUCCGGAGAGCAUGUGCCAGAUGAAGUCAUUAAGAACGCUAGACAUUUCACAUAAUCAAGUUAGAUCAUUACCAAGGAAAUUCUGCAAUAUCAAGACACUAGAGAGCUUAACACUGGAUGUAGUUCACAUGACCUACCCAUCACCUGAUAUAUGUCAAGAUGGAACAGAAAAUAUUAUGAAAUAUAUGUGUGCAGAAAAUGGUAUUGAGUACUCCCCACCGUCUAAACACCUCUUACCGGUGUUGAACACAUACACAAGUGCAUCAGAAACAUCAGUUUCCGCUCUACAAGCCUUGCAGCAUGAAGAGGAUCAACUGAACAGCUCUGUUCUUAAAUACGAGACCAAGAAAAACCAGAAGCAGAAUGACUUUGCCAGGUUGGAACAAGAACUAGCCCAGUUAGAGGCCCAGCAGGCCCAAAUUGCCGAGUCCUCAAACAGGAACAGGGCUCUCUUACUACAAUCAUUAGCAAGGGAACAAGCAGAGAGUGACUCAAACAUCAGGAAUAUCCAGGAGAAAUCAGAAUGUGAAAGAAGACAGAUGAUAUCAUCAUUACAGGAAGUUGAACACAGAUCAGCAGACCUCAUCCAACAGCUACUGGAAAUGAAUGAAAAGGCCAAAAAGAAAGAAGCAUUCCUAGAUGAGAUGGAGAGGAAAAUGAUGGAAGAUGAGGAGAUGUUCAAGAUUCAAGAGGAGGAGAGGAAGUUAGUCAGAGAACAUGAUGUACUCAUAUCAAUGGAAGGAAUCCUCAGGGAAAGACACGCCCUGGAAUCAAAGAGAUUGAAAUAUGAAGAGCAUAGGGACAGUGUUACCAAACAAGCAAUGGAAUUGGAUGAAUUAGAAAUGAACAAGCUAGGAGACCAACUCAGCUCCAUCAAGCAUAACCGAGACGAGAUCUUCAAAGAACUUAUGCAAGAAGAAGAAUUCCAACGGCAAGCCUUUCAGACUCUCCUUAUCAACAAAGAUACCAGGCAUAAGAGACUUUCAGAAACGAUCUAUAUGAUCCAGCAGCAGCUGGCCGAGGUCACAAUGGCCGAGAUCGAGAAGCGUAACAUGAAGGCCGAUUCGGCCUCGUUGGCCUUGGAGCAGAAACGAGAAGACCUUGCGGCCUUGCUCAAACAGCUUAUGAUGCAGAGGGAGGAGCGGGAGGAAGCCCUCAAACAAAGAAUGCUGGAGAUGGAGGAGCUAAGAGAAAGGACAGAACAGGACUACUGGUUGGUACAAUAUCAGAGGCUGUUGGAUAAGAAACCACAAUCACUCAUUGAUCAGGAACACAAUCUUGAACUUGCUGUGGUUGAUAUCUUACAAGAGGCUGGUGCAGAAGACUACAUCCCUAAAUUUGCAAGGCAUCGUGUUUCCAUAGAAACCAUGAUGCAGAUGGGAAUGGAAGAGUUGAGAGAGAUUGGAGUCCACGAGGUCGGUCUCCGCAAGGCCAUCUUGACUGCCGUCCAAGGCUACGUCCAAGCCCAGACCAGAGCGAUGGAGAAAGCAGCCGCCAUCGAGAGACCGACAGAACCCUCCGCCCCACCCAUGGAGGACGGUAGCAGUAAGGGUAAGAAGGGCAAGGAGGAGGAGGAGAUGGGUGCGGCUGCAUCAUCGAGACCGGUAGAGGCGGUGGAAGCACCGGAAGGGUACACCCCUGAUGUCACAGUGAGGGUCACAACAGAGUGUGUUAUUUGCAUGGAGAAAGACUCCGAUAUGCUGUUUUUGAUGUGUGGUCAUAUCUGCUGCUGUGUCAAAUGCUCUCAACCACUGUUCAAGUGCCCCCUGUGUCGUGGGGACAUCACCUCAAAGAUCAUUGUAGGAAACUCGCCAGUUGGAUGAAAUUGGUUGGAUUCUGGUUAUAGCAAAUCAUAUAUUUUUCAUCUCUGUUUUUCUUUCCUGUGAAAAAAUUGCCCCGUCAUUUUUAUGUAUAGGAAUUAAUAUUUCAUGUGACUUUGAACAAAGGAGGCGCGAUAGCUCAGUCGGUAGAGUGGGGGAUUCGUAUUCCGGUGACCCGGGUUCGAUUCCCACUUGGUGCG